AUGUCGCGAGAAGAAGAAUCCAGACGGGCAGAGUCGGAGCUGAAUAAGCUGCGCAAGUUGCCCGAGAACAAGAAAUGUGCCAACUGCUUCGCGCCCGGGGCUCCUGCAUUGACUGCCGUUGUCGUUCCCUUCAAGAUUUUCGUGUGCAGUACCUGCAAAUCUGCCCACCAGGCCUUCUCACAUCGAUGUAAAAGCACGCAGAUGAGCUUAUGGACCAUGGACGAGGUGCGUGCAUUGGAAGAGAGAAACGGAGGAGGAAACAAGGUGGCACAGGAUACUUUCUUAGCAGGUGUGCGAGAUGAUGACAGGCCUCGAGAGGGAGAUUCUCUCGACAAGUGCAAGGAGUUUGUGAAGAGAGCCUACAUAGACAAGAUCUGGCUGCAAAGUGCCAGAGCGAGGGAGCCUGAGCAUGCGGCGAGAACAAGAUCGACCGUACCAUCACCAUCCCAAUCGCAUGAUCGCGAGAAGCCUAGCAGUGCUAAGGCCACACCCGCGGUGCAAAGUGUAGACCUCCUUUCAGACUUGGAUGGGCCUACCGCACCGAUACCAUCACCACCCCUGCAAGGGAGCCAAGCAUCCUUUCCACAGCCAUGUGGGGGAUUUGACCCAAACGCCAAUGCCACACAAGCUCAGCCAAACAAGACUUCCGGCGCAGACUUGCUGGGAUUUGACCCUUUCACUUUCACGGUGGGGCACAGUGAGCCCUCCGUGGCUACAAGCUCUGCUGUGCCGGCGGCAGAGAUUCCCGCCUCUGCCAGCCAAAUGCCUUUCUCAUCAAAUGCAGGUGGGCAGGGCACAGGCUGCGGCUGUGGCGGCGGGGUCGGUUGCUGUGCUGGCUUUGGCAGCAGCAGCUGUGGCGGCGGCGGCGGCGGCAGUGUAGGCUUUGGCGGCUGUAUGGGGGGCUGUUGCGGCGGCUGUGGCUGCUGCGGGGGUGGAGGGCCGGGACCAGGAUUGACCAAUCUGCCUGGCAGCAUGAUGCAUGCUGGGAUGCCGACUGGGCCUCAGCAAGGCUUCGGGAACUCCAGUGGCUGUGGGGCUUGUGGAAGCGGUCUUGCUGGCUGCGGCAAUGGAUGUGGUGCCCUUGGUUGUGCGGGCUGUUCUGGUUGCGCCUGCUUUUCUGGCCCCGGCUGUGGUUGCAACGGUGUCUCUGCCUGUUGUGGGCACGCCGGCUACACGUCUGGGCCUUGCCCACCCUGUGGGAGCUUCGGCGCAGGCUGCCCCCAAGCUAGUGGGCUGCUACCAUCCAACUGUGGAUGCGGUGGUUGCCACGUUCAAAACUACAACGGCUACAAUGGAUGCAUGUCUCAGACCCCGGGAGCCUGCUGCGGCUGCGGUGGCUGUGGCUGUGCUGGCUGUGGUGGCUUCAACCCGAACGUGCCAAACGCAGGAGCCGUUGUGCAAGGAUGCAAUGGGAUGAACGGGUGUCCCGGCACAAAGCCACAGCCCACCCUGUCCGACCUCAAGGACAAUUUGCAGAGGCUGUACGCGGCAUGA
Molecule: messenger RNA, 1494 nt
Organism: Symbiodinium sp. CCMP2592
Lineage: Eukaryota; Dinophyceae; Suessiales; Symbiodiniaceae
Source: the annotation of a GenBank genome assembly